This is a messenger RNA of Sclerotinia trifoliorum, 2141 nucleotides long. NCBI's taxonomy places the organism in Eukaryota, Fungi, Ascomycota, Leotiomycetes, Helotiales, Sclerotiniaceae. The record is from the annotation of a GenBank genome assembly.
UCAGCUCAAAUGAAAACAGUUGAACAAAUUUCUCAUCGCCGAAGUCUCGACACUAUUUUCCUCAUUUGAAAAAACAUGGCAAGCCUUGAAAUUCUCAUGACUGAGCAGCCUUCGGGCACAAGAUCGCAAUUUACAGCGCUUGAGAAAGACGCACCGCAAGGUCUGAGAGAAACCAGCGGUCGAAGUGCUCAUAAUCAUUUGCAGUACCUUUCUGGAUGGCGCUUAAGUUUGCUCACUCUCGGGUCUGCUAGAAAGGUCGAUAAGCAUGGACUUCUACUAAUUUUGCAGCAGACUAUGCCUGAGUCUCAUGCUAUCUUCGCUGGAUAUCACUAUCGUUAGCACUGCUCUUGUCACUAUCUCUGACGAUCUACAUGCAUUCGAUCAGAGUAGUUGGAUAGUGAACAGUUAUCUGACAACAUACUUUAGUAAGCUAAAUCUACUGCCAUUCUGUAUAGUUUCUUACAUAUCAGGUGCUUUAAUUAUAUGGGCCAAAAUGAGUGAUCUCGUCGGCCGUAAGGUUAUGCUCGUCGCCGCCAUUGUGAUAUUUUUAGCGUUUUCAGGUGGCUGCGGGGGUGCUGCGACUAGUACUCAAAUGUAAGGAACCCUAAAGCUUCAGUAAUGCCACUUUUUAACCACAAAUAAUAGAAUCGCUUUCAGAGCCCUCCAAGGCAUCGGAGGUGCUGGAAUAUUUAGCAUGGUACCGAUAAUUGUGGCAGAGAUGGUCGUCCCGGAGCAAUAUGGAAAAUUCAACGGCAUCGUCUCGCUAGCACUGGCUAUCAGCUUCCUACUUGGCCCAGUACUAGGAGGUGCAAUUCCUCAGCACACAACAUGGAGAUGGAUCUUUUUGAUCAACUUGCCCAUAGGCGUGGUGGGUCUAAUUCUCGUGCUGUUGGCAAUGCCUGCAGGUUUUCCGGACAACAGACCGUCUAAAGCCAUCCUAUUCUCGCCAAAGAAGAGUAAUUUGCGAGGAGAGAUUGACUACGUGGGAUUUUUAUUACUUCCAACAGCUUGCGUUUUUCUUAUCGUGGCUUUCGAAGAAGCUGGAGUGGCUUUUGCCUGGGAUUCGGCCCUGGUAAUCACUUUCUUGGUACUUGCUUUCGUUCUUCUUUGUCUGUUCUUCGCAUGGCAAAGACUUCUGUUCUUGAGACAAUCUGCGAGACAACCCGUCAUUCCAUGGGUGUUCUUGAAAAACAGAGUUCUCAUGGGUAUCUAUAUGUAAGAUCUACUCUGAGUGAGCUAUCAUAUUGGUAACUGACGAAAAAAAUAGAUAUGCUGUUCUCUCAGGUGUUCCUUUUGUAACUCUAGUCAUCGAGAUUCCUCAGAGAAUCCAGAGCAUUAGUAAUACAUCGACACUGAUUGCAGGCGUUCGCGUAUUACCCUACACAAUGUCGAUUGCUGUUGGCUCAGCCAUCACGGGUGGUUUGACAGCAAAAGGCCGUAUACCUCCACUUUAUGUGCUGAUCGCGGCUACCUCAUUGCAAACCCUUGGGACCGGACUAUUGUACUCGAUACCAGUAGCACCUCACAUCCCAGCAAGCUUCUAUGGUUAUCAGGUACUGGCAGGCAUGGGUGUCGGCUUGGGAUUGACGACGUUAUUGAACAUAGCACCUUUUAUUGUCGAAAAACAACUUCUAGGUAUCUAAGGCUUCGAUGAUGUAUUCUCCUUUCAGAAACUAACAAUGCUCUAGCUGUUGCACUCGGUGGUGUGACCCAGAUGCGAAUCCUUGGAGGGGCUAUCGGUGUUGCAAUUGCCACCAGCCUAUUGAACAACACUGUUGUAUCAACUCUGGCCGAUAUCUUACCUGCUGAGACAGUCAGCCACCUUCUACAAAACCUUUCUUCAAUGUCUUCGCUCUCAUCACAUGAUCAAGCUGUGGUUCAAUCUGCAUUUGCUCAUGGGUACCACAAACAACUAGCUAUGAUAUUAGGUUUCUGUGCUGCUGAAGUUUUUGCAAUUGGGCUUAUGUGGGAGAGGACGCCUCGUAGACUUUUGUGAAGUACCAAGGCUUCAAGUAUGUACGAUUAAAGUUAGCUACUCAAUGAGAUGGAAGUGAAGGAAUCGGAUUUGUAAGUAGACCUAGGCCAGCUUCCGGGAGGAAAAUUACGGAGAAUAAAUGAACAGUCAGAUCAUGUAAUUUUUC